This is a messenger RNA of Orussus abietinus, 7412 nucleotides long. It is a transcript of the gene Nca, whose product is annotated as neurocalcin homolog. The record is from RefSeq and is a predicted model, not a curated record. Bases 3027 to 3605 code for a protein of 192 amino acids. The transcript has 5 exons. NCBI's taxonomy places the organism in Eukaryota, Metazoa, Arthropoda, Insecta, Hymenoptera, Orussidae. Gene Ontology annotation, molecular function: calcium ion binding.
CCCAAGAUGGCGGACUGAAGACAUGUCCGGCGUCCAACUGUCGCAAGAUAUCGGGUUUUCGAGAAGCAAUCUCCAUCGGCUCUUUUCGCGUCGUGAGACCAAGAUGGCACUCGGGAGGCCCGCGUGUCGUCCGACCUCCACGAGAUUUUUAUGAAACGAUCUUCUUACGCUCAUUCCGUGUCACGACAAGGCCAAGAUGGCGGAGGGAAGACCUGCGUGCUGUCCAACUGCCGCAAGAUAUUGGGUUUUUGGAGAAGCGAUCUUCAUCGGCUCCUUUCGCGUCGUGAGACCAAGACGGCUAUCGGGAAGUCCGCGUGCCGUGUAACCUCCACGAGACGAUGGAUUUUUAUGAAACGAUCUUCUUCGGCUCCUUUCGUCGCACGAAGAGCCCAAGAUGGCGCUAGGGAGACCCGCGUAGCGUUCAAUCUCCACGGGAUGGCAUCUUUUUAUGAAACGAUCUUCUUCGGCCCCUUUCGUGUCAAGGCGGGACCAAGAUGGCGGACGAAGACGCGCACGGCGUCCGGCUGCCGCAAGAUAUCGGGUUUUCGAAGAGCGAUGUCCUUCAACCCCUUUCGUGUCGCGGAGAGACCAAGAUGGCGCUGGAACGACACGCGUGGCGUCCCGCAGGAUAUCGGAUUUUCCAGAAGUAACCUUCCUCGGCCCUCUUCGUGUCACCGGAGUCUAAGAUGGCACUUGGAGACUAAGACGGUUCGCGUAAAAUGGCGGAUUCCUUGGAAGCGACCUUUUCAUCUCACGAAGAGACCAAGAUGUCACCGGGAGGACACAGCGUCCGCUUCUCGCAAGAUGGCGAAUUUUCAAGAAGAGAUUCCCUUAAGGCAGCCCUUUCUCGGCACGAAGGAACCAAAAUGGUGCCCGAAUGAUACCCAUCUUACAUCUCGUCCCGACAAAGUGGCGAAUUCUUCUUGUUCGGUCCUUCUUGUUACGCAAAGAGAUCAAAAUGGUUUCCGGAAAACACACGGGAUGUCCGGUCCCCGCAAAAUGGUACAUCCUUUGAAAGCAAGUAUCUCGUUUCACGGAGAGCCAAAAUGGCGUUCGAAAUCUCGAAUUCGGUCCCCGCAAAAUGGCAGAGAUUUUGGCUACCUCCUUCGGACCUUUUUAUUCCAUGGUAAAUUCAAAGUGAGACUCAGAAGAUGAACUCAACAUCUGCUUAUCAGGAAUAAUUAAGCGUAAUCCAACCUUUUAUUAAUCCAAUUAUCGACGGGUCACAAAUGGGGUGCAUUGGAAAAAACUGAUAACGAAUUAGAUGGACUUUAUACGUUAACAAAUGUUCCAUGACAGAUCGCAGUCAAUGUGUUCUCGCGACUCAGGAGGUAGAAAAAUCGUAUUGUUUGUUUUACAAAGCUCAAAGAAUUAUCAGAAUAGAAGAGAAUUUAUGCCAGUACCAAAUCAACUGCGUAAAUUGUGAUUCACUGUAGGAAACUGCGAAGCAACGCCCUGGCGGGAACAUUGAAAAUAUGAAAUACGAUUCAAAUCCCGUGAUGGAAUACCAAGAUGGCGUCCAAAGGUAAAAUUUGAGAAAUGUCCACUGCCCGAUGCGAAGUCGGAUGCUCCUGAUUUCUUUUUCUUCAAAUGUUUGGGAAGGGAAGAUGGAGUGAGAGGAAAUUGAAGAAGAAAAUGGCCUUCGGAUCAGAUGAACUGGGUUACGAACGAAUCAACUCUUACUGACGGACUGUGAAAUAAUGUUAUCUCAUUCCAAGGAGGUCUGCGGUGCACACAUAAAGAAAAUUCGUAAAAACUGAUGCAAAAUGAUUACGGAGGCACGCUUCAAUGCAAUUGUUUAACAAUGAAUCGUAUAGAAGUAACCGCUUUCUUUGAACUCUUUUGCAAACAUCAAAAUGGUACCUGGAGAAUUAACAAGUCGAACGCUUUUAGAAGAAAAAAAAGUGACAAAUCGUCAGAAAAAUUUAAUUCAGUGAUUAUACCGAAGAAUUUAUCAGAGCCAACAUAAACUAAUAGAUAAUUAUUGUUGAAUGAGAGAAAACUGACAGGGAAUUAAAACCUAAAAUAUUAAAACUAAAGGAAGACCUCAAGAUAAGGGAUCCUUAAUGGGAACUAGGACAUGACAAGGUUCCUUGUUCGUUCUUUCCAGAUUAGCAAGAAGAUCAAACAUAAUGCCCAAAAAAUCAAUACGAUACCUGAUCCUCAACAUGACGGACAGAAGGUGUAUCUUCCAAAUGCCAGAAAACCACCGAAGAGUCCUCAUUUCCCUCAAACGCUCCGAGAACUUCAAAACUUUGCGGAAAGAAGAUCAAAUUCAAAAAGAGAACGAGAAAGAGCGUUUGUUAUGUGUGAAUGUGCCCUUACUCCUGCACUCCUCCUUACCAUACAACUUUACAAUUACCUUUUUUUAUUACCUAUUUCUGUAUCAUAAAAUCCCGACAAUACUAAAGUUCCUUCUCGCCUGGAAAUUUCUUCUUCCUUUUUCUUCAUAUUUUUUUUUCGAAUUUUACGGAACGACUUGUAACAUUUAGCGAUACCGUACCCGUGAUCUCAUUACAUUUCCGACGUGAUCUGUAUUUUGUUUUUCGUUUUUCUAUUUUAAAACUGCCAUACCGUUUUUCUCAUAAAAUCCGGAUUUUUUUGUUUGUUCUUCAGUCUCCGCCGUUUUCUGUUUUUUCUUCAUUUUUUUUUUCUUUCGAAUUUUACAGAACGACCUGUAACAUUUAUCGAUACCGUAUCCGGGAUCUCAUUACAUAUUCGACGUGAAUCUGUAUUUUGUUUUUCGUUUUUUUAUUUUAAAACUGCCAUACCGUUUUUCCCGUAAAAUCCGGAUUUUUUCUUGUUUAUUCUGCAGUCUCCGCAACCAUUCAUAUCCCCGCGAAACAUUUUAGAUUGAUGGCUCUCGACAGGUGUUUUCAUUUUUCGACAUUUCUUUUCUAGGUGUGCCCGGUGCUGCUUCUUUAGAAGCUAUUGUUAUUGAGAAGGAACGCAUCUACUAGUCAGUGACUUUUGACAACGAAAUUCGUAAAGUCCACCGAAACGUUUGGUGGCACAGGAGACCAGCCAUGGGCAAACAAAACAGCAAACUCAAGCCUGAAGUGCUAGAAGACCUUAAGCAGAAUACGGAGUUCUCAGACGCGGAAAUUCACGAAUGGUACAAAGGCUUUUUGAAGGACUGUCCGAGCGGACAUCUCAGUGUAGAAGAAUUCAAAAAGAUCUAUGGAAACUUUUUCCCUUAUGGCGACGCGUCAAAGUUUGCAGAACACGUCUUUAGGACGUUCGACGCUAACGGCGACGGAACGAUCGACUUUCGGGAAUUCCUCUGCGCUCUUAGCGUCACAUCUCGAGGGAAAUUGGAGCAGAAGCUGAAGUGGGCAUUCAGCAUGUACGAUCUGGAUGGAAACGGAUACAUCUCGCGGCAGGAAAUGCUGGAAAUCGUAACGGCAAUCUACAAAAUGGUGGGCACCGUGAUGAAGAUGCCAGAGGACGAGUCGACGCCGGAGAAGCGAACGGACAAGAUAUUCCGCCAGAUGGACAAGAACAAGGACGGCAAGCUGUCAUUGGACGAGUUCAUAGAGGGCGCGAAGAGCGACCCAUCCAUAGUGCGACUGUUGCAGUGCGAGCCUAGUGCGCAGGCCCAGUGAAGUCCCGGGCACCCAGAUGCUGUUUCACUGAUCGCGACCCCGAAUCGGGGCCCGGCCCAAUAAGACCCCGACGAGCCCAAAGAUUCGAUGCUAUCAUGGAGGAGAGUGGCAUCACGACCGUCGCCGCCAUCGCAUUCACCGUCGUCGAGGCGCAAAGACCCGGCAUCGACGAAAAAGUCCUCGCUCGACCCUUUUUCUGCGCAACGAGUCACCGGUAGCUCGCGAAAGCUCUUCUCGUCGCCCUCAUUACACCUACCGAGCACGUGGCAACCCUAAUAUCGUACCGAUUCGCUAGGUUAGGUUAGGUUAGGUUGUCGCGUCGCGAGUCGCCGGUGACUCGCGAGGUUCCCUCGAAACUCGAAUAGAAUCCCCGAAGUGGAGGGCCAGCGACUUCGGGUUAGGUUCCAGCCAGCGAUCGUGUCGGGUCCGCGCAUCAACCGAUCUUUUAGGUUAGGUUAGGUUAGGUUAGGUCUCCGUCCCCUUCUCCUCGCAGGACUGCUCGCGAAUGAGGUAUCUUCUCGCGGAAGAGAGGGCCAGGCAGAAGUAGAUGCGCCUAACUACCGAGCAGGUGAUCUUAUUGGGUUGGCAACUAAGUGAUUGCGGAUCUUUUAAUACCAUCCAUCGAGAAAAUCCGCAAUCAUUUAGUUGCCAACCCAAUAGUAGAGAGGUAGGCCCGUCGCUUUCCAUCGGCGCAGACGGUCAAUCGAUCGACUACUCCGGUUUGACCUGGACGAAGGAAUUCUGCCUAGUUUCGAUCGGACGAUUCCAAAAUGCUGUAUUCGAGGAGGGGACGAGUUUAUGGCGCGGUAAGUGUGGUAUGUCUUAGUAGAGAGGUGGUAGAUCGGGUGGAGGUGGAUCUUGCGACUUUGAGUUGUGCAGUUGGCACCACCGAAUAAUUCUCGUAGAACCGGAGGGCCUGGAAAUAAGGUAAUGGAUCCCCAUACAGGAGCCCAACAUUGCUACAAUGUCGCUUGGUGUCGGGGCAGCUCUGCUGCAACGUAGCAGUAAAGCUGCUACGACGGAACUGCUUUCGCAAACGCUACGCAAACAUUUCCACCGAUAAGAUCCAACAUGGCGCCCUGCUUCCGGCGAUGUUGUAUUAUCCACCACUACGACAUCGCUGCGGUAUGUACGCUGCUACGUUUCGCGGCAUACAAGCUGUCGUAAAACCCGCGAAAAGAAAAUGUUGAGGGUUUGAAACUCCUCCGCGAGAUUGUAGAGGUAUGUACAAUCAAGUUGCAGAGUUGAGAACCACACCGGCACCGCUAUUGUCUGUAAGUACAAGAUAACAAGAAGAAAAGAACAUAAAUUCCAAAGCCACUGCUUCACCGUUGUAUCCGCGAUAUUCCAACAUUGUUGCAGUACGCACCUUAACAUUGAAUAAGGGUUAAAGUAGCGUGAAACAGCCCAUAGUUAAGUCAUGCCCUCGGACCUUUUGAACAAACCCGGACACCUAAUCCUCGACAACGAGCAAAGAUGUCCGUCCUGCAACUUUGUUACGCGUUGCCCUUCUACUGUCUCUGCACAAUCGCCCUUACUUUGCGCCACUUAUCUGCCAGGUUGCAGACUUAGACCUUAACGACUUAACUGAAACGGAAUAACAAACGCACCUAAGCUGGUCAUUUCGCAAAAACGCCCCUCCCGACAUCCAACAUUGUUGCAAUGUUUCGCACAAUGUGCCGUGCUGUAUGGGUCUUGAACGGAGAACAUUACAAGGGCCAUAUACUCAAAGCCUUUGCAGAUUUCCGAGCAAGGCAGCAUCUAGAUAGGAAGAGAGUGCCACUCGUUAAUAAAAAAUGAAUCUCUACCACCGAAGGUGGACGCCGGUGAAGUGAUCGAUCAUUUUUAGGCCGUAGGAACGCACAGAAACGCUUAGGCGUUUGCAGAAACUGAUUAAGUGGCACGACUCCUCCAUGAGUGCACUCGGUAAUUGGGCAUCGACAUGUCGCAAAGGGUUCUUAAAUUGGACCGGGACCCGAUAGUUCCGGGGCCGCUGGGCCCACGGCGCUUGCGCAAUCCGCAAGCUAGUCGAUAAGACUAGUCCAGUCGCUCCGUCUUGUUAACAAAAAGAUAAAAAGAGUUAGGUUAUGUUCUCUCGAUCCGACCUUGCGCUGCGUAACGCGGUGAACGAUAGGUCUCGACCGCUUUAGAUAGACUUUACCGGGGUCCGUGGAUGGGUUUAAAUUUUUAUACGCGUCAAUUCAAUGGCCUUUCUUCAUUCGACCUCUGACUCCGCCAUGUUGAAUUUCAAUUAUCUCAUCGUCGUUUUAGAAGCGGCUUAAUCGGCGUAGAAAGCAGGUUGCCAAGGUUUAAACAAGAUAAUUAAUACUUGCUCGUUCAUUGGUGUAAAGUGGUUAUCAUAUCGUAUGAUAGGGAAAGGGUUACUAUGUCUUGUCAGGAGUGUAUCACGGUGAUUGUAGAUAAGAAUAGCUUCUUAAGUUCCCCGUGGACUAAUAUGGUGAAGUUGGAUGUACUGCUUAACGGAAAUACUAUGGAAUUUAUUGUUUGGAGUAUUAAUUAGCAAUUGUUACGAUUGAAUAUUCAGUUUAUUUAGAGAUUUUCGGCCAUUGAGUUGACGGGAUAUGGUUUAAUGCGUUACCAUGGGACCCCAAGGGUUGUAAAAACUUUUUCCCAGGCGUUGAACCUUUUUUCCCAGUGCAUCGCGGAACGAAUAGGGAAUCGACUUACUAGGCUAGUGUUGUUCAUCUUGUCUAGUUACAUUCUAGGGGACUCGGCACAGGUCUGGAUUCCAUAAAACGUUUAUAUCGGGACGUGACAUGUUCGGUACGCAUAGUGAUUAUUAUAACGAUUCGAAUUAACGUUGGAGUAUUAAUUAGGCCUCGAGGCUGUAAAUAAACAGGUGACUAAUUAAACACAUUCUAAUCGCGCUGAGUAGAAAUUUUCUUUGUACGGUUAUAAAAAGGAUCACAUUGUUGCUGGACUGGUCUCUUAGUUUCCAUCGAUGAAGUUGUCAAACUCUAGUAGUAACCGAGUGACUCGGUCAGCCAUUAUGAAAGACGUGUGUAAUUUCAGAAUAUGAGUGAAUGUUAUUUAAAAGGAAAUAUACUUGUUUUAGUUUCUUGCUGGCAUCCUAGAACACGGAGACCUCAUUAUUGAGUAUUUUCUAAGGAUACGAUGUGAUCGACAUAUAUAAACCUAUAAAUUUAUUCAAUACACUCAGUUAACUGGUUCGGAGAUAAACCUCCUGUUUCUUGAAUCGCUACUUUACGAGUUAUCAUCUUAUGAUAUCACGAGACAUAUACCUGUUUACGAUAGUCAACCUAAAUGACGAUAAUAUGUCACACAUACAAGCGUGCAUGAAUUUGUUGCUCUCAUGCAAUGAGCGAUAAACGGUUGCCUUAUCUCGCGUACGUCUGACCAAUACUCGCCUGUACUACUUGAUUUUCUUCAGUGAGUCCCUUAUCAUUACCGUAUGAUAAGUCUGAUCAGUGUUUUCUCACCGCUUGGAUUCCCAACAACUACUAGCAGGUGCUAUAGUUAAAGUAAACAUCUAGUUUGUAGAAAGGGAAUAUUAAUAUACUAUGUCAGACAGAGAGGAAUUCGAAUUAGUAUAGCACAACGUUUAUGUGUUAGUCGCUCUGUACCCCACGUCUAUUUUUCGUUUUGAAUUGAUGCUAUGAACAACUCUGGCAGAAAUUCAUAUUAUGCACAAAUUUACUUCGCCGAUGGUCAUUAUAAUCCAGUACCUGCAAAAUCAAAACUGGUAUCGAACUCGCCCGAGGUAAUAUUUAGAACGAAAAGUGUAGUAGUUUUAAACACGAAAAUAAAUUUCAUAAUACUAUUUCA